Seriola dumerili (greater amberjack) is the source of this 2806-nucleotide messenger RNA. RefSeq names its product ADP-ribosylation factor 3 (gene arf3b). The transcript is spliced from 5 exons. Bases 178 to 723 code for a protein of 181 amino acids. The record is from RefSeq and is a predicted model, not a curated record. NCBI's taxonomy places the organism in Eukaryota, Metazoa, Chordata, Actinopteri, Carangiformes, Carangidae. Gene Ontology annotation, biological process: vesicle-mediated transport; intracellular protein transport. Gene Ontology annotation, molecular function: GTP binding; GTPase activity. Gene Ontology annotation, cellular component: cytoplasm; plasma membrane.
CCGGCCUGAAGCAGCAGUGGACGGCUCGCUGGCAGCAGGAUGCCCGCUGAGGAUGGAUGAAUGGGGUGGAUCAUGAGGACGCCCUCCUUUGUAAUUUGUCCCUGCUCAACAACCAAGACUGACAUCUAGCAUCACGAUUGUAGCCGCAAACUGAAGUUUAAAAACCUCAUCUGAAUCAUGGGGAACAUUUUUGGAAAUUUGCUGAAGAGCCUCAUCGGAAAGAAGGAGAUGAGGAUCUUGAUGGUGGGGCUCGAUGCUGCAGGAAAAACAACAAUCCUCUACAAGCUCAAACUGGGGGAAAUAGUUACCACAAUCCCAACCAUUGGGUUUAAUGUGGAGACGGUGGAGUACAAGAACAUCAGCUUCACUGUGUGGGACGUGGGUGGGCAGGACAAGAUCCGCCCCCUCUGGAGACACUACUUUCAAAACACACAGGGUCUAAUCUUUGUGGUGGACAGUAACGACAGAGAGCGUGUGAACGAAGCGCGAGAGGAGCUGAUGAGGAUGCUCGCUGAGGAUGAGCUGAGGGAUGCAGUCCUCCUUGUGUUUGCCAAUAAACAGGACUUACCAAACGCCAUGAACGCUGCCGAGAUCACAGACAAGUUGGGCUUACACUCCCUGCGUCACCGUAAUUGGUACAUCCAGGCUACCUGCGCCACCAGUGGUGACGGGCUCUAUGAGGGUCUUGAUUGGCUGGCCAAUCAACUCAAGAACAAGAAGUAAGAAGAAAACUGGAAACAGCAGCCACACCCGUCCACCUUUUUAUUUGUUUUGGGAAUGGGGGUGUGGGUUAGGCACAAGGGUUUUGGUUGAUAGGUGCAAAGCAAGAUUUGGGGUCUGGGGGAGAUUUUAGGCUUUCAUUUUCAGUCUGUUGAGGUUUGUAAUAGUUUUCUGCUCCUAUUCGGAUUCUCACAUACUCCAUAUUUAACUCACUCACUCACACACACAAACGCACACUAACCGUAAGCAAUCACAGCAGACACUUGCUUUUCCUGUGUCCACCUCUUGUCCUUAGGUGCAAUGUACUGUGUGUUAGUCUCUAGGUGCUGUGCUGAGUCAUGUGUGACUCCACUGAGUCGGCAUUGAGUCAAAUAUGACUUUGUGUUGAUGUGUGUCUUUCAGCUGUCAGUCAUCCAUGCAAAGAACUGUUCUGUGUCAGUUGCACUUUGUGUUUUGUUUUGGGUUUUUUUGUUUGUUUUUGUCCCUCUCCUGUGGGGUAACAGAGCCAUGUUUGAGAACAAUCAUCGCGGGAAGAUUCAUGUCACCAUAACUCACUUUAAUGGUUUGCUCUUCUUUUUCAUUUGUGAGCAAUGCUGAAGCACUUUGAUACUCAGAUAAAGUGUGUACAUGUGUACUGUAUGUGUUUGUGCAAGUGCCCCUGAUAGUAUUAAUCAUGAACAACACGUCCUCUUACUGCCUCAUUUUGGAAAUCUUUUGAUAUCUGUGGCGUCUUUCUACUCUCUGUGUGUCGAAGCCGCCCUUUUAAAAUAUUUUAAAACGCACAACACGUUCUCGACUGCCUGACCUGCAUGCAUCCCGGUAGAUCUCACUGACAUCGUUGCGUACCUUUACCAUCCUCUGAGCCGCAUGGAUGUUGACGCUGUUUGUAGAUCUCCUCUAACUGCCCCGAUCGUGUUCUGGUGCCGUUUAUAGUACAAUGCAGAAACUGACUCAGCCGCCACUUUCUGCUUAUUAGUUGUCGACAUGUGCUUAAAACAGAAUAUUCAGCUUUAAGGUCUUUUAAUGUGAAAGCAGUAUAUAGGAAAACCUGCACAUAAACACAACACACGACCUGCACCGAUGCUGCUUGUCUGAUUUGUUCUGCGUCCAUGUGAGUAUUCAAACUGCAUCAGGUUGCUCUCGCUCUGUGUUUUUUUUUUUUUUGUCUCCGACUUGCAUAUCGAGGGUGGGGUGAUUCUAUCGCUGAUAACUCUGUGUUACUGAAUGUGAAUAUUGUUGAUCGAUCUGUGAUGAUAUUUAUUUCACAUGCAUUUUCCUUUACUUCUGUGAUGUGUCGGCAUAAUUAUGAGGAAGAAAGCAGGGUAAGCAGAUCAGUAUGUGGGUGUUGUAGUUUGCAGAGAUUCAUCAGCACGUCCACGACUCACCUCUGAACAGCAGACUAGUUACUGCGUCACCUCUGAUACCAGCAGAAUCCCCAGAUUUCUGUCAAUAAAACUAUAUCUGUGUGCCAUACAUGGGUGUUGCUACUCAUGCACCGGUGACAGUACAACAUACUUACUGUAUAUCCACUCCACCAACUUAUCAGUGCAUUGUUCAUAUUCAGCAUCUGUUGUAUGUUAAAUCAUGAGUUUGAUCAUUUGGGUUUUGUGGCCUUAUAUUUAGUAAUGACUUCAAAUUGAUUUUCCUCUCAGCUCGUUUUCUGCUUUUGAGUCACAUAUAUUUAUCUACAGUAUAAAGAAUGAGUUACAGAUUUAUUUCUCUAUGCCCUCAAAAGGCAGGUUUUGCACCACAGUUCGAGAUGAUUAGGCAAAGGUUUUGUCCUAUAGUAUCCUUUGUUUUGCCAGUAUACUUGAUUCAUAUUUGGUGGUAGAUUUCUUUGGUUUGUUUUGGGGUGUAAAGAAACUUUGAUGUAGACUGUGUCUGUGAAACAAUGAUAAACAGUGCGAAAAAAAAAGGAAAAAAAAAAGAACCUCUGAUGAUUCAUUCUGUACCGUUAUAGUUACACAAGUAGAUUUUAAAACGGUGAAGACUAAAUGACUCAAUGCUGAAUGCAUGGAGACUUCUGUAUGUGAUGUAAGACAACAAACAAAAUCCUGCUGUAUUACAAAUAAACCCAUUUUCUGUA